UCUUAAGGAGAAGCUGAGAAACAAGCAGUAAAGUGGCUUUGGUCUGGAAAAUCCCUCAUCUCUCUGAUCUUCAUCAAACUAUUCACGAUGGGCGAUUGGCUCCGAGUCCUGUCCGCUUUGCUCCUGUGUUUACAUGGCACAACCGCAGCUGUUACCCUGACUCAGCCAUCGUCCAUCUCAUCCUCCCCGGGAAACACCGUCAAGAUCACCUGUACCAUGUCCGGAGGCAGCAUCGGCAGCUACCACACCAGCUGGUACCAGCAGAAGCUUGACGGCGCCCCUGUGCUUCUCUGGUCAAGUUACAGCGGCAAACCUCAGGGGAUUCCUGAUCGAUUCUCUGGUUCUGCGGACUCAGGGAACAACGCCGUGCAUUUAACCAUCAGCGGUGUGCAAGCUGAGGACGCCGCCGAUUACUCCUGUGGUGCCCAGGAUAAGAGCAGUCCGUAUCACUUCUUUUUCGGUAAAGGGAGUGAACUGAGUUUGAAAAAGCCACAGGGCCCUUCGGUGACUGUCCUUCCGCCUUCACCAGAUCAAAUCACAGCAAAGAGCAAGGCGACCCUGGUGUGUCUGGUGAAUGAUUUUAUCCCGGGAGCUGUGGAGGUCGAGUGGACUGUGGAUGGCAGUGCCAGAAGUCAAGGUGUUGAAACGAGUGCGAUCAAACAGCAGGCGGACAACACGUACAGUGUGAGCAGUUAUCUGACUCUGCCAACCUCCGAGUGGGAGUCACACGACCUGUAUUCCUGUGUGGUCAAACACCAGACUCUGGCCACUCCGCUCGAGAAAAGCAUCGCCAGAUCCAGUUGUACCUAAACCAGGAAUGUGCACCGAUAAUCGAAUGUACUGUUGUCCAUCUACCUUUAAUAAUAAUAAUUUUGUUUUGUCAUAUGUUGUCGAUUAUGUUCAUUUUGCUAUAAAUUUCGCAAAGAGAUAACAAUCCAUACACAGUUUGUACGGUUUGCUGGAAACUUUAGAUACAAUUAUAUGUGUUCUCCUUGUGUCGUAUUACAGAAAUAUCGAUCAAUAAUAAACUGUCUCUGCAUUGGC
Callorhinchus milii (elephant shark) is the source of this 1044-nucleotide messenger RNA. Its product is annotated as immunoglobulin lambda-1 light chain-like. The record is from RefSeq and is a predicted model, not a curated record. The transcript has 3 exons. Bases 88 to 810 code for a protein of 240 amino acids. NCBI's taxonomy places the organism in Eukaryota, Metazoa, Chordata, Chondrichthyes, Chimaeriformes, Callorhinchidae.